Ilex paraguariensis (yerba mate) is the source of this 659-nucleotide messenger RNA. Lineage: Eukaryota; Viridiplantae; Streptophyta; Magnoliopsida; Aquifoliales; Aquifoliaceae. The record is from the annotation of a GenBank genome assembly.
AGCUCAAGGUUGAAAGGAUAGAGAAGCGUGAAGCAAGGACUAUCAAGGAUCUCAUUUCUUCUGAGAAGCUAGCAAAGUAUGACUUUGGGCCUCUAGUGCACAAAAAGCUUCCAGUCCCCAUUAGAAGACCUACCCCCUCCGAGGACUCAGACUUCCUUCUUGAAGUUCAAGACCUUGUUGAUAUUAACCCCAUGGCACUUGAACUAGAUGAGAUUCUUAGGAUUAAGGGGAAGGAAGCUCCUGAUCCUCCUAAGGGAGAUCAGAUCCCCAAGGUCACUUCGACCAUUGAGGAAGUUUACCAGUUUCGAAUGAGCUCAAUGCUCUUCCACUUCUACUACCACAACCUCAAAGCUUCCAAAGAGUUUAGUGCUUCUCCACCUUUGCCAUCAUCAACCCUUGAGAGAAGGGCUAUCUCCCAUGCAACAAUGGCUUGCAACAAUAGCUUGGCAGAUACCUGGCUGUUGAGUAUCUUGCCACAAUCAGACAUCCAGAGGUCAGCCAUUUUUACCGCUAAUGAUGAGGUUGCGAAUGCCCUUCAUGGUCUUACAAUGGCUGCUGUUCAUGUCAAUUCCCUCCUGGGGCGAGUUCAUAGUGCUAAAAAGGUGGCUGAUGAUCGACUAUCUAGCCUUGCCAAUAUACAAAAUAAAGUGGAGGAGUAG